AUGUAUACAGAUAUUGCUGCUGUUGAAAUAAAUUAAAUGCAGGACAUUUAUAUUAGGUCUAUCUUCCAAUAAUUGUUAGUUACAUUUAAUCAGAGUCUGCAAAAAGAUAUUGAUACCAAUACAACUACCACCGUCACCAUUUUCAUAGUUUUCUUAGUUGUCUUAGUCCUUGUUUAUUUAUUAUUCUGGUGGCCCAUUGCUAACAAAAUUAAUAAUGAAAUCAGAAGAACAACCUUGCUAUUAUCAAUGAUACCAUUGAAUCUCAUCCAACGCAUAAAAGCCAUCAGAGAAUAUUUAAAUAGGAUUCAUAAAGUGGAUCAAUGA
Messenger RNA from Paramecium tetraurelia, 324 nucleotides. RefSeq lists its product as uncharacterized. The transcript is spliced from 3 exons. NCBI's taxonomy places the organism in Eukaryota, Ciliophora, Oligohymenophorea, Peniculida, Parameciidae. The record is from RefSeq and is a predicted model, not a curated record.